UAAAUUUGAUGCACAAGUUUAAGGUUAUGUUUUCGGUUUCAUGGGUUUAAAAGUGUGAAGCAUUUUUUUAAAUUGUUUUAAUAUGAGUUUAUAUAAAUUAAUUACUAGAUCUACUGGAAAAGCAUUCGGGCAAAAUAUUUUGCUCACACAUGAUACUACAGAAUUUAUUCAUCAUUCUGUACAAAGAACAAUUUAUAAUUCUAAUAAGGUUCUGUGUGAAAAUAAAGGCAAACCCGAGGAAUCUCCUUUGAAAAAACUAUUAGAUGAUUCAGCAUCAUUUGAGGACUUGAAAAUAAAAAACGAAGAACAACGAUGGGCCACUUUACCAUAUCCACAAGAAGCGAAGAUUCGGAAACAAGGCGAAUAUUUCGCAGAGAAACCGAAACAAGAUCCACGGGAAACAUCAAUAAUUUUAUUUCCUGGACAAGGUAGUCAGUUUGUUGGUAUGACUAAGGAGUUAAUGAAAUUUCCAAUGGCUCGAGACUUAUUUGAAUUGGCCAAUUAUAUUCUUAAGUAUGAUUUACUGAAGUUGUGCCAAGAAGGUCCUAAGGAAAAAUUGGAUCAAACUCAAUAUUGUCAACCAGCAAUAAUGGUUAGUUCUUUAGCAGCUAUUGAAAGACUAAAAGAAGAAAGGCCUAAUGCUAUACUUAACUGUACGGGAACUGCAGGGUUUAGUUUAGGGGAAAUUACAGCACUAGUUUUUGCAGGAGCUAUUGGUUUUGAACGAGGUCUACAGCUUGUUAAAAUACGAGGAGAGGCAAUGCAGUUAGCUAGUGAAGCUUAUCAAGGAGGGAUGGUUACAGUAAUAUAUGGUCCUGAUUCUAAAUUAAAUCAAGCAUUAUUGAAAGCCAAAGAAUGGGCCGUAGAUAAAGGUGAUUUAUUUCCAGAGUGUCGAAUAGCCAAUUAUUUAUAUCCACACUGUAAAGUUGUAGCUGGGAGUAUAUCAGCUCUUGAUUAUCUGGAAAAAAAUGCCAAAGAAUACAAUCUUCGAAGAGUCAAGAAAUUACCUGUCAGUGGAGGUUUUCAUUCUGAUUUAAUGUUACCAGCAGUGGAACCGUUUAGAAAAGCUUUAAAUAAGACAGAAAUACAAGAUCCAGUAAUAAGUGUAUAUUCAAAUGUAGAUGGUAAAAGAUACAAAAACGCAGCGCACAUAAAAAAACAGUUGCCCAAACAGAUUGUUAAACCAGUAAAAUGGGAACAAACUCUUCAUGUGAUAUAUGAAAGGACCCAAGAUGAAUAUUUUCCUCGUACCUUUGAGUGUGGUCCAGGGUCAUCACUAACAACCAUACUAAAACAAGUUAAUACAAAAGCGUGGAGUUCAUGUUUACAUAUAGGGGUUUAAGUUUUUAUUGUAAGUAAUAAAUAUUUUGAUUUCAUG
Messenger RNA from Zophobas morio, 1378 nucleotides. It is a transcript of the gene beg, whose product is annotated as probable malonyl-CoA-acyl carrier protein transacylase, mitochondrial. The transcript is spliced from 4 exons. Bases 83 to 1342 code for a protein of 419 amino acids. NCBI's taxonomy places the organism in Eukaryota, Metazoa, Arthropoda, Insecta, Coleoptera, Tenebrionidae. Gene Ontology annotation, molecular function: transferase activity. The record is from RefSeq and is a predicted model, not a curated record.